ACACACACACACACACACACACACACACACACACACACUCAUCUUUCUCUCCUAAAUUCUAACAUUUUCCAUGUUUCCUCAUUUUACAGAAGCCGAACUGCAUUUGAGAAGAAUAAGACUGAUGUUUUCCGUAUCAAAACACACAACGUGGGGCCUUUGAAAAAGCUGAGGAUCGAGCACGAUAACACCGGGAUGAAUGCCAGCUGGUUCUUGGACAGGGUGGUGGUGACCGACAUGAACCGGCCCCAUCUGCGCUUCUACUUCGCCUGCAACAACUGGCUGAGUCGAGAGGAGGGAGACAACCUGUUUGUCAGGGACCUGCUGGGAAGCCUGAACGCCAUGGACGUCCCAAAAUUAAAUAAAUACAUAGUGAGUGUGUUCACUGCUGACAUGAAGGGAAGUGGAACUGAUGCUGAUGUCUUCCUAAACAUCUUUGGAGAGAAUGGUGACACAGGAGAGAGAAGGCUGGAUAGUGACAAAGACAACUUUGAACGCGGGUCAGAAGACAAGUUUACAAUAGAGGCGCCAAACCUGGGAAGGUUGAGGAAAAUCACCAUUGGCCACAACAACAGAGGUUCAUCAGCUGGAUGGUUUCUAGAUAAGGUGGUAGUUGAUGACAUGGGGAAUAAAGAAGUGUAUGAGUUCCCAGUUAAUCGCUGGUUUGCCAUGGAUGAAGAUGAUGGCAAAAUACAGAGAGAUUUGUUGGUUGGAUCCAUGCAACCAAUGGGAAUCGUAUACAAUGUACAAGUGAUGACUGGAAAUGUGAGGGGUGCAGGCACCAACUCUAAGAUCCACAUGGUCAUGCAUGGUUCCAAGGGCUUAAAGAACAGCGGCAAAGUAUUCCUGGAGGGUGGCGCUUUCGAGCGUGGUCUUAUCGACAUUUUCAAUGUGGAGAUUUGUGAACUAAUCAGCCCGCUCAGCAGGGUCACCAUUGGGCAUGACAACGGGGCGGUUGGUGCUGGAUGGUACUGUGAAAAGGUGGUAAUAUAUUGUCCAUUCACGGGCAUUGAGCAGACAUUUCAGUGCGGGAUGUGGUUGGAUGAGGACGAGGGGGACGGACUAAUCGAGAGGGAGCUGUACGAGAUGGUCUCUCUCAGACAGAAAAAACAGAAAAAGUACCCAUGGUCCCUCUGGAUAUGGACAUCAGAUGUGAAGGGUGCAGGGACAGAUGCCCAGGUGUUUCUGCAGAUCUAUGGAGAGAAGGGCAAGUCUGACGAGAUCAAACUGGAAAACAACUCAGACAGCUUUGAACAGGCUCAGCUUGAUAAAUUUGUGAUUGAAAUGCCAGACAUAGGAAGACUGCAGAAACUGCGCAUCUGGCAUGAAAAGAGAAACCCAUUCUCAGGCUGGCAUUUAGCAAAGGUCACUUUGCUGAAGACCCUGACGAUGGAGAAAUAUUCUUUCCAAUGUGGCCGUUGGCUGGACAUCAAUGAAGACGACAAUGAGAUCGUCAGAGAGCUCCCAGCGACCGGAGCGCUCAUCGAGGAGCCGCUGCCCUUGAUAAAGUAUCGUGUUACCAUCUGCACCGGCAACGUCAGCGGCAGUGGCACCGAUGCCACCGUCUUCCUCAAUAUUAUCGGUGACCUGGGUGACACAGGGGAGCGACUCAUGAUUAUGAGCAAAAACAAUGUGAACAAAUUUGAAAAGGGCAAUCAUGAUGAGUUCCUCAUUGAAUCCGUGUCUUUAGGCCAGGUGCGCAGAGUGCGCGUCGGUCAUGAUGGCCGCGGUGGAGGCUGUGGUUGGUUCCUUGAUAAGGUGAUGGUCAGGGAGGAGGGCCAGCCAGAGACUUUGGCCAUUGAGUUCCCCUGUUUCAGGUGGUUGGACCGUAAUGAGGACGAUGGACAGAUUGUCCGCGAGUUAGUUCCAGACGGAGAAGGCCUACGUCUCUUUAGUAAGUGCAAAAAUAAAAACAUUUUAAACCAAAAACAGAUGUCAGCUACCAUAGCAAUCAAGACGGGCAGUGUGAAUGGGGCGAGCUCAGACUCCAGGGUGUUUGUCAAGCUGUAUGGGGAGAAGGGUGAUACUAACAAGACAAUACUGGCAGUUUCCGACAAUGACCUCAGGAACUAUUUUGAGACGGGACGCACUGACAUCUUUACCCUGGAAACCUUUGACAUCGGACAGGUCAGCCGGCUCUUGAUUGGUCACACUAAUGAGGGCUUGAGAGCCGGAUGGUUCCUGGACAGUGUGCAGAUCUCUGUACCAGUUCAUGGGAUGCAGUACAUGUUCCCGAGCCACCGCUGGCUCUGCAAAGACGAGGCUGAUGGGAAAGUGGAGGUCGAGAUCUAUCCCAGUGAGAUGUUGGAAAUCGAAAAAUUGAUCAACUAUGAAGUAACAGUAGUCACAGGGGACGUGCGUGCAGGUGGCACCAAUGCCAAUGUCUUCUGUCAGAUCUACGGAGAUGAAGGAAAAACUGAAGUUCUCGCUCUCAAGAGUCGCUCCAACAAUUUUGAACGCGGUACCACUGAGAUCUUCAAGAUUGAGGCUCAGGAUGUUGGUAAGAUCUACAAGAUACGUAUCUUCCAUGACGGGAAGGGUAUUGGAGACGGCUGGUUCUUGGAGACAGUGGACAUCAAGCGGCUGACGAUGACUAUGGUGCAGGUGGAGGUGAAGAAGGAGGACACUAAGAAAGACAAGAAAAAGGACAAGAAAAAGAAGAAGAAAGAAGAAGAAGAGGAGGUGGAGAUAGUUGAGGAGCUGCAGGAAGUGGUGGAGACAUUUAUUUUCUCAUGUAACCGCUGGCUGGCCAGGGAUGAGGAGGAUGGGGAGAUUGUGGUUGAGCUGCUAACCGAGGACAAUGAAGACUUGGAGAUGAACUCAUAUGAGGUUCAUGUGUUUACUGGGACUAUGUGGGGGGCGGGGACUGAUGCCAAUGUUUACAUCAACAUCUAUGGUGAGACUGGCGACACAGGGGAGCGACGGCUCAGGAAGUCGAACAACCUGAACAAAUUUGAAAAAGGCCAGGAGGACAUUUUCAACAUCGCAGCAGUCGACCUGGGAAUCCUGAAGAAACUGAGGAUCCGACAUGACAACAGCCAGGCCAGUGCCGGCUGGUUUUUGGACAGAGUGGAAAUUGUAGACAACAAAGAUGACACCACGUAUUUUUUCCCUUGCAAACGCUGGCUGGCUAUUGAUGAGGAUGAUGGACAGCUUGCCAGAGAGCUGGUUCCUGUGGAUGAGGCCUUUAUGAAGAAAGGUGAUGACGAUGAGGAAGACUCUGAAGCAACUCUUGGACUGGAACAGAAAGCCAUGUCAACAACAUACACAAUAAGAAUAAAAACUGGUGACAAAAAGUAUGCAGGAACUGAUGCUAAUGUCUUUAUGAUCCUGUACGGCACCAAGGAUGAUACAGGGAUAAUUAACCUGAAGGCUUCAAAGACUCAUAAAAACAAGUUUGAGCAGGGUAUGAUCGAUGAGUUCACUGUAGAAGCUGUUGACAUCGGACCACUGAAGAAACUGCGUAUUGGACACGACAACUGUGGAGGAGGAUCGGCAGGCUGGUUCCUUGACUGGGUGGAGAUUGAUGCCUCGUCUCUUGGACAGAAACUGCGCUUCCCCUGCGGUCGUUGGUUGGACAAAGGGGAGGACGACGGGGCCAUCAUCAGGGACCUAUCUAAUCCUCUACAGACGGAACUUUACACACCAUUUGUUCCUUAUGAGAUUAAAACCUUCACAAGUGACGUGUUUGGAGCCGGCACAGAUGCAGAUGUCUUCAUUGUCCUGUAUGGGCGAAAUGCAGUGUGCACCCAGCAGAAGUCUUUGUGUGUCAACAAGAGGGAGAGGAUGAUGUACUUUGAGAGAGGAGCCGAGGACAUGUUUAUUGUUGAGCUAGAAGAUGUGGGGGAUGUAAUUGAGAAGAUCCGUAUCGGCCACGACAACCGUGGGGUCAACCCAGGCUGGCAUCUGGACAGAGUGGAGAUCAGACGUCUGCUUAGGAAAGGAAAGGGUUCAGAGACUGUCAUCUUCCCAUGUGAGAACUGGCUCGCCAAAUCGGAGGGUGAUGGCGAAACAGUGAGAGAGCUGGUGCCGUCUGACAUCAUCACUGAGAAACUUUCACGAGACGGAAGCCUGAAAGUCACUGAAGUCGAGGUGGAAGAUGCCCUAGAGACUCACACAUACAAAGUGUCAGUGAUGACAGGUGAUGUGUAUGGAGCCGGCACCGACGCCAACGUCUUUCUCACGAUUUACGGGGACUUGGGGGACACUGGGGAGAGGAAACUCAGCAAGUCAGAGACAAACAGCAACAAGUUUGAACGAGGCUCUGUGGAUAAGUUCACUAUAGAGGCUGUUGACCUCGGACAGGUUUUCAAGAUAAAAAUCCGCCAUGAUAACAGUAUGGUGAGUGCCGACUGGUACCUGGACCAGGUGGAGGUGGUUGACGAGGACACGGAAGAGGUCUUUCUCUUCUUAUGUGAACGUUGGCUGUCCAGGAAGAGGGAGGACCGACGCAUUGAGCGAGUCUUCUAUGUCAAGGGUUAUGAAGGGGUUAGAGAGAGCCUAAACAGUAAGAAGAAGAUCUCAGUCCUGACUGUGAAGAGCGUUGACAGUAACAUGAACAAAAAGAACAAAAAGAAGAAGGAGGAAGAAAUUGAGCUUCCGAUCAUACCAUAUCACAUCACCAUCUGUACUGGCCUGGAGCGGGAUGCGAGCACCACCAGCAGGGCUUAUGUGAUCAUUAUCGGGGCCAAUCACACCCAGACAGAGAGGUUGUGGCUGGACCUGCCGGACGAGAGGAAGGGCUUUGAGGCCGGCUCUCUGGAGAGCUUUGAGACCCACGGUUCAGAUGUGGGGGAGAUCAAAAAGGUCGAGCUGGGCCAUGAUGGAGCCACUCCUGAGAGCUGCUGGCUGGUUGAUGAGCUGUCUGUUGCUGUGCCAACCAAAGGGGUCAAAUAUAUUUUUGCUUGCAAGUGCUGGCUGGCCAAAGAUCGAGGAGACGGUUUGACUGCUAGGGUAUUCAACGUGCUUGAUGCAGAGGCCAUUUCCAUCUCCCAAAAGAUUAUUUACGAGGUGACCGUAGUAACAGGAGACGUGCAGAAUGCAGGAACAGACACCCUGAUCUUCAUGUCUGUGUUUGGAGCCAACGGCAGCACAGAGGAGAUGCUGCUGCAGAAGAAUGAGGACAGGUUUGAGCGCGGUCAGGAGGACACUUUCAACAUGGAGAUAGAUGAUAUAGCCCCACUGAGGAAAAUGAGGCUUCGUAUUGAUGGCUCUGGCAGUCGACCUGACUGGUUUCUGGAUAAGGUGAUCAUGCGUAACCUGACCACAGAGGAGGUGUCUGUGUUCACCUAUGAGGAGUGGCUGUCCAAGACACGGGGAGCCAAGAGAACCGUGAUCUGCGAGAUGGCUGCUGUGGUGGACGAGGAGGUGAUGGUGGAGCUCACCACCUAUACCAUCCAGGUCAAGACCAGUGAUAAUGCAGGGGCAGGCACUGAUGCCAAUGUGUGGAUCAUCAUUUUUGGAGAGAACGGAGACUCUGGGACGCUAGCUUUGAAAGAGAGCAACAAAUCCAACAAGUUUGAACGGAAGCAGGUGGACACAUUUCGCUUCUCGGAUAUCCUUAGCAUUGGAGAGCUCUCCAAAGUACGAGUCUGGCACGACAACACAGGUCUUGCUCCAGGAUGGCACUUGGAGUAUAUUGAUGUGAAGGAUGAUAUCAUGGACAAAACAUUUCGUUUCCCCUGUGACCGCUGGCUUGCCAAAAAUGAUGAUGAUGGACAGAUAAUGAGAGAACUGCCCUGUGCUAACAACGACUACUUAGACCUCAAUGAGAAGACAAAGUACGAAAUUUGUAUCACAACUGGAGACACAGCUGAAGCUGAAACCAAAGAAAAUGCCUGGAUUGUACUUGAGGGGAAGAAGGGCCGAUCAAAAGAAUUUGUAAUGGAGAACUCCUCAAAGAAGAAGAGGUUCUUAAGGGGAAAUGUUGACAAGUUCGAGUUUUCGUCCAAGAACCUGGGCGACAUUGCUGGUAUCUGCCUGGGCCACACACCCAAGGAUGGAAAGAAAGUGAAGGGGGAGGUUUACUGGCAUGUGGUGGAGGUCGUCGUCACUGAAAGGGAACUGGGAAACAAGUACAUCUUCACUUGCAAUGCCCCCAUCCCUCUCUCUCCAAAGAGGGAUGAGUUUAUGACCUUUGAGUGCACAAAGGCCAUUGAGAGCUUUGCAAGUAAAGCUCGAAGCCUGGUGCCCGUCAAGUACGAAAUCAUCGUCAUCACGGGUGAUGAGAAGGGAGCAGGUACAGAUGCCAAUGUUUUCAUCACUAUCUACGGCUCCAAUGGGGAUUCAGGCCGCCGGCAAGUGCGGCAG
Molecule: messenger RNA, 6306 nt
Organism: Micropterus salmoides (largemouth bass)
Lineage: Eukaryota; Metazoa; Chordata; Actinopteri; Centrarchiformes; Centrarchidae
Product: lipoxygenase homology domain-containing protein 1-like
Molecular function (GO): protein binding
Source: RefSeq, a predicted model, not a curated record